GCCUCCCUCGCUGAGCUCUGACUGGGAAGAGUAGAGGCGGGGAGGGAAUAGUUGUAGCAGGGGCGACGCUGCAAAACCACCCCAGGGGAAUGUAGAAAUUUCGGGCUAAAAAAUCACCCACAAGGAGCCGUGUACGCGAGCCAAAAGACCCAACGCAUCGCCUGGUUUCUCAUGGAAACAGAUGGAUUUGUGAGGAGGCGUCGGAUGACCGCGGAGACUACAGGCAAUGAUCCCGGGGUUGCUGGAGCCUCUGCCGGGGCAGAAGUUCGAUGGCUGGGGGGCAGAUUCUGGGGAGUUUCGGAAAGUAUCGUGGGAAGCCUGACACCCCGGAUCGGAGGGGAGACGGAACUACAGACUGUUGAUUUUAUCCGCAAUGCACAAGAUGCACAAACAGAGGACUCUGAACCGGACUAUGAGGGUUUGCCACAGGGAGCCUCCACUAGCACCCACAUGUUGGCUGGAGCCGUGGCUGGGAUCAUGGAGCACUGCCUCAUGUUCCCUAUCGACUGUGUUAAGACACGAAUGCAGAGUCUCCAGCCAGACCCCGCGGCCCGCUACAGGAAUGUGAUGGAUGCGCUUCGCCGGAUUGUAGCCACAGAGGGAGUCUGGCGGCCAUUGAGAGGCCUGAAUGCGACAGCCGUUGGGGCGGGACCUGCCCAUGCCCUCUAUUUUGCCAGCUAUGAGAAACUCAAAAAGACUCUAAGUGAUGUCAUUCAUCCAGGGGCUAACAGUCAUUUGGCUAAUGGAACGGCUGGGUGUGUAGCCACACUGCUUCACGAUGCCGCCAUGAACCCAGCUGAAGUUGUGAAGCAACGCAUGCAGAUGUAUAACUCGCCCUACCGCGGCGUGUUGGACUGUGUACGCGCCGUGUGGCAGAAAGAGGGCCCCGGUGCGUUUUACCGCAGCUACACCACCCAGCUCACCAUGAACGUGCCCUUCCAGGCGCUCCACUUCAUGACCUACGAGUACCUUCAGGAGCUGCUCAACCCACACAGACAAUACAAUCCCUCGUCCCACAUGCUGUCCGGAGCUCUGGCUGGAGCGAUCGCAGCUGCAGCCACCACGCCUCUGGAUGUGUGCAAGACCCUGCUCAACACCCAGGAGUCUGUAACCCUCAGCUCCCUUUCCUCCGGUCAAGGCCCCAGCCAGGGCCAAGGCCAAGGAGCCCACAGACGCAUCUCAGGCCUGGCCCACGCCUUCCGGACGGUUUACAGGCUGGGCGGCCUGCCGGGCUUCUUCAAGGGAGUCCAAGCGAGGAUCAUCUACCAGAUGCCCUCCACAGCCAUCAGCUGGUCGGUCUAUGAGUUCUUCAAGUAUGGACUCACCAAGCACCAGCACAACAAGAGGAGAAAGCAACACAUGGAGGCUGAGAUGUAGAUGAUUUGAUCUCCUCUAAAUAUUGUUCUGUCCUCCGUGUGAGGCAAAAUUAAUACGCACAUAGAGUCUGACUAAAAUCCACCUCAGUUGUCCCAUCCCUUUCAGACAUAGCAGAUAAGAAAGACAUCUUCAAGCCUAGUUUGAUUAGUUUUAUUUCUGCUACACUGUUUCAAGACUAGAGUUGAGUUACGUUGUUCCUCUCUUUUAGGAGAAAACAUUUCAACAGUAUUAUAGAUAAUGGUUCAUCUUUUUUCUUUUUUGGAAGCUGUUCUAGUCACUAUGAUGUUUGUCCAAACUGAGAGCAACUGUGAAGAACUGCAAAGGUAGUCAGCAGAGGGCAGUAGUGCUGCUUUGUUAACUCCUGUAGUCUCAAAGUUUGCUCUCCUUGGACCAGAUUUUUAUUUUCACUCAUCCAAACUUUGCAAAUAAAGAUUACAAUUGACUCCUUAUCUAUAUCUCCAAACAGAUGGAUCAUUCAGUCUUUAAUCCUAAAUAUCUUUUUGGUUUUAUCCAGUUAAAAAAUAUUUCAGCCGUAUGGCAUUCAAAGACAACAGACCCUAAGUAAGAACAUUUUGUUGUCAAUCUAACACAUUAAUCCUAUCACUAUCCAGAUACCUUUGAAGAAAUUCAGUCAAAUCCAGCCAACAUGGCCACUCAGGUAGCUGAGCGCAAAAUUAAGACAAUUUUUAUGAAUUAAAUAACUGAUCUAAGUAAUGUGGAUAGUAGUCCAAAAAUAUUUGGUGAUUUCACACAUUAACAAAGGAGACCAUCAUCUAGACAGAUGUACGGCUCUUUUUUGUUUUUGCUAAAUUAAUAAAUAUAUGUUAUUUUUUUUCCUUUUCCAAAUGUCAAUGUUUAAGAUUAUUACCUGAGAUGUAAUUGGACAGAAAAAUACACUCUUGAAUAGAUCUGAGAUGUCUAAAGUGUGUUGUUAAUUUAUUUUUCAUAAUUUAGAUUCUUUAAAUAGUAUUUUAUUUCAAGCAAUUAUAUGACUUUAGUUUUUUCCCCCCUCUACUUCUGUGAUUAGGCACAGCGUACCCGUUUGGCAAAGCAGACAACGGCAAUAUGAAGAUGGCCAUUACUUUGCUUCAGCUGUAGCUGUCCGUCUGUUUUCAGCCAGUGAACUACUGAGUUUAAAUAUUUGUGCUCAACAGCAAAAGAUGAAGAAUUUUACUGAGAAUUUCAAGGAGUUGGAUAUCCCAUAAGAUGUUUCUGUACGCACACUGAGUACACUUAUAAUGGAAGCUGUCAUUCUUAUUGAUCGAUGUCUGAUUGUUUCUGACACUGAAUUGCACUCAUUGAAUAAAGACUCAGCAGCGGGGCUCUUCUCGCUGCUUGUAAAAAAAAAA
Stegastes partitus (bicolor damselfish) is the source of this 2726-nucleotide messenger RNA. It is a transcript of the gene slc25a28, whose product is annotated as solute carrier family 25 member 28. Gene Ontology annotation, biological process: iron import into the mitochondrion. The record is from RefSeq and is a predicted model, not a curated record. The transcript is spliced from 4 exons. Gene Ontology annotation, cellular component: mitochondrial membrane. Lineage: Eukaryota; Metazoa; Chordata; Actinopteri; Pomacentridae. Gene Ontology annotation, molecular function: ferrous iron transmembrane transporter activity. The coding region runs from base 172 to 1377 and encodes 401 amino acids.